Pimephales promelas (fathead minnow) is the source of this 3556-nucleotide messenger RNA. It is a transcript of the gene slc39a6, whose product is annotated as solute carrier family 39 member 6. Gene Ontology annotation, cellular component: plasma membrane. The record is from RefSeq and is a predicted model, not a curated record. Lineage: Eukaryota; Metazoa; Chordata; Actinopteri; Cypriniformes; Leuciscidae. Gene Ontology annotation, molecular function: zinc ion transmembrane transporter activity; monoatomic cation:bicarbonate symporter activity. Gene Ontology annotation, biological process: zinc ion import across plasma membrane; intracellular monoatomic cation homeostasis.
GGACACGGAGCGUCCCGUUUUUUUUUAUCCGCAGAGGUAUACAGUCACAUCAAAUCGGUAAGACUGCUGUUUGUUUUAUUAGUUGCCGACUCGCCGUUAGAUCGGGAAUGGCAGAGAAGAGAUGUGUCCACGCCGCGCGCUCCGCUCUUGAAACAAAAGAUACUCGCUCUGUUUCCGGUUUUACGAUGACGUGUUUUUGCACACGGUCUGGUUGAGUUGAGGUGCUUGUGGUGUUGUGUGCAGAAUCGCCGUCUAGAACGCGCUUACUUUCGAGCGUGGUGCUCGUGUGGACUCCCGGAUGCCAGUAUGAUUGACUGGUGGCCACGCCUCUUUCUAGUGGUGUCACUGACAAUACUGUGGGCGUGUUUAGUGGGGGCAGGUUCAGACUGCACAUCUAUGCCCAUUGAGACUGAUGGUCGAGUAGCAGAACAGGCACAGCAGCGCCACCUACAUGCUCUGUUUGACAAGUAUGGCCAGAACGGGAGUAUCUCCUUAGAAGGCCUGUUCAACCUACUAAAGGGGGUGGGGCUAGACCGCAUCCGGAAAGUGAUGGUGCAUCAUCAUGAAAACGAACAUAAUCAUACACACUCGCAUGCUCAUGAGCACGCUCAUGUGGACAAACUCACCACACACACGCAUCCUGUCACCAAGAAGGGGGGUAUUGAUCAUAAUGUGGAGAAGACUGACCCCAUCCCAAAAGUGCAGCCUGAUCCUGCCUCUGGGAAGAAAAGCCAGUCGGAUGCUCACCACAAUCUCUACAUGAAGAUGAAUCAGGAACCGACUACACAUUUGACCACGCCAUCCUACGUCACAAAAUCACGGCGGUCGAAUCGUAGCGCUGACUAUGAUUUAACUCAAGACCACGACUCCUAUAACCACGCCCAGCCCAAUUUAACACACUCUAACCACACCCACCAUCCUGAGGACACAGCCACCCAUGUGCACGAUGACCAUGAGCAUGGACACAGCCAUACCAGUCUAGAGUGUCAAAAUGCCUCCACAAUCCUGCAGUCACAUGGCAUGACAAAGGAAAUGGGUCUCUCUGUCAAGGACUUCAGUUACCUGUGCCCUGCCCUUCUCAUGCAGAUCGAUUCCAAGUCUUGCCUCGUGCACAAGGAUGACCAUCCAGAUCAUUCCCAUCAUCACCACAACCACCACCAUCAUCAUCACCAUCAUUUGCAUAAUCACACAGAUGGAAAAAGCCCAAGGAAUGCUUCAAUUAGCAUUGCAUGGGUAGGAGGGUUUCUCUCCAUCACUUUGAUCAGUUUACUGGCAUUAGUUGGUGUGGUUUUGAUUCCACUCAUGAACAGAGUUUGCUUCAACUUCCUGCUGAGUUUCCUGGUGGCCCUUGCAGUGGGAACUCUCAGCGGAGACGCUUUCCUUCAUCUCAUACCACAUUCUCUGGGUCAUCACCAGCAUAGCCACUCGGAGCACCAUCACCACGGUGAAGAGAUGGAAGAGGAUUCCCUUCGGCCUGUGUGGACAGGGCUCACAGCUCUGAGUGGAGUCUACAUCAUGUUUCUCAUUGAACACUUCCUGACCCUCGGCAAAAUGUACAAAGACAAAAAACAGAAGGUGCAGAAGAGGGUUGAUCUCAUCACAGAAGUUUUGGAAUCUGAGAAAAUGCCAUCAUUACAAGAAAAUGAUGUCAAAACACUUGAUUCUGUUGAAACGAAUGGUGGAAGUGCAUGUGGGCGUGGCGUGGCAGAGGAAGAAGAGGUGAUGUUGGGGGCGGAGCUCUACUCCGACUUGGACUGUGAGAACAAAUGCCACUCCCACUUCCAUGACACUGUUGGCCAGUCAGAUGAGCAGCAUCAUCAUCACCAUGACUACCACCACAUACUGCAUCACCACCACUCCCAGAACCACCACCCACACACACACUCACACAGACACACACAUUCCUAUUCACUACAGCACUUCCAGCAGGCCGGGGUGGCCACACUCGCCUGGAUGGUCAUCAUGGGAGACGGACUUCACAACUUCAGUGACGGACUUGCCAUAGGGGCGGCAUUCACUGAAGGUUUGUCUAGCGGUCUUAGUACCUCAGUUGCUGUGUUCUGCCACGAGCUUCCUCAUGAGCUGGGAGAUUUUGCAGUCUUGCUAAAGGCGGGUAUGUCAGUACGACAGGCCAUUUUAUACAAUCUGUUGUCAGCCCUGAUGGGAUAUCUGGGCAUGAUCACAGGCAUUCUGAUCGGACAUUAUGCCGAGAACGUUGCCAUGUGGAUCUUUGCUCUCACGGCUGGGUUAUUCUUGUACGUCGCUCUCGUGGACAUGGUACCUGAGAUGUUACACAAUGAUGCUAGUGAAGCAGGCUUCAGUCACUAUGGCUUCUUCCUCCUGCAGAAUGCUGGGAUGCUCCUGGGUUAUGGCAUCAUGCUUGUCAUCGCUGUUUUUGAGCACAAGAUACAACUGGACAUUGGCUUCUGACCUACGCAAUAAUAAUGUAAAGAAUGUCACUCCACAAAAACCUCUGCUAACGUUUUUCGUUGACUGAAGGCCCAUCAGUCUUGUUUACCUGGUGUCCACCUGUUGAGAUGCGCGAGAUAUAAUUUAGUCUGUGAAAAAUUGGCACCUUAAUAUGCACGAAUAAUUGUCAUCUUCUUUGUUGCUUGUGGGAGAAAAAAAUUAUAAGUGUUGACUGUUACAAUUUCAGUAUAAAAGAGAAACUUGAGCCACAUUGAGAAUGUGGAGAUUUUUUUUUAUUUGUUUGUUACACUGUGUUGUUCAGUAGCUAUUGAAGUGAAUUACAUUGUUCAUUUUGCACAUGCUGUACCUCCAACAUUCCAGUAAAGUAUUAAGUGUCCCAUGAUGCCUUUGUCUGAUUUCUGUGUCAAAACUGUAUUUGAUCUUGUAUUUGAGUUUAUAGAGUAGAAUCUAUUGAUAUUAUUGGGUUGGGUUACUGAGAAACCAUUCCUAUAGAUUAUAUUUCACAAGUUCACACUUAGAAAUGAUUAGAUGGUGUAGCAAAUUAGAUCUUUGAAAUAUUAAUCAUCAAUCAUAACUUGUUAUAAUUAUGGAUAUUUUGAUCAGUUAAUAGGGAUAACUUGACAUUACAACCAAAUACUCGGUUCAUCCCGUGAACACUCAAUAUUGGUUAAUAAUUAAUUAAUAAAAAUGUAAAUUUCCGGGGCAUGGGAAAUGUCUUUCUUAUUAAAGGUGCUCUAAGCGAUGUCGGGUGACGUGACUUCUUGUUGACAUUUAAAGUAUUUUCAAACAAAAUGGAGGCUAGAUAGACCCUCCCUCCUCCUCAUCUGCACUGACCCCCCAAACCCCUGGAACAGUUUGUCAUGUUUCGUGGAGCGGGUUGCCGCAGUUUGUUUUUGUUGCCGUUUGUGGAGCCUGGGUUGUCUGCAUAGACCGCGUUUUUUUACAGUGUGUCUAGGGGACAGGCAGCUAGUGGAUAGUGAGGAGAUGUUUGCUGUAUGUGACAAAAAUGUUUGGGCCUAAAAAAUGUGUGACAUCGUUUAGAGCACCUUUAAGUACUACCAAGAGGAAGUAGUCAAGAUGUAUGAUUAGUGACUCCAGAUAUGAGCUUGAGACACGGACAACUUUA